AAGCUUCAGGUGUUGUAAGAUCACGAAGUCUUGAUUCUCCGUUAAAUAUUAUUUUAAUUAGAUUUUAUCCUUAUGAUGUAAUUCAAGAGUUACAUUUACCUGAAUUUGAAGAUAAAGACAUAAUACUUGCUACUGGAAAUUUUCACAUUGUUGAAAAUAUAGAUCAAGAUAAUAAAAAAUUUCCAAUCUUAAAA
This is a messenger RNA of Dentiscutata erythropus, 194 nucleotides long. NCBI's taxonomy places the organism in Eukaryota, Fungi, Glomeromycota, Glomeromycetes, Diversisporales, Gigasporaceae. The record is from the annotation of a GenBank genome assembly.